Staurois parvus is the source of this 1561-nucleotide messenger RNA. The record is from the annotation of a GenBank genome assembly. NCBI's taxonomy places the organism in Eukaryota, Metazoa, Chordata, Amphibia, Anura, Ranidae.
AAAACAUGGCCAUCAUCUUUUCACAGCCAGAAAUUAAGCUUCAAGGAGCGUGUACGUAUGGCAAGUCCAAGGGGGCAAAGCAUAAAGAGCAGACAAACAUCAGUAGGUGAUCGUCGUUCUCCCAGUGCUGAUGUGACUUCUGAGGCGAGCCCAACAAAAGUACAGAAAAGCUGGAGUUUCAAUGACAGAACUCGUUUCCGCCCUUCUCUGAGGCUAAAGAGUUCUCAACCGAAACCAGUGGCUGACAGUGAUGUUAAUCUUGGAACAGAGGAAGCACAUGAUGAGAAAGGAUGUCAUUGCGAUGUAUCCGUUGAAGAUCUAACGCCUGCUCUUAAAACUGUCAUCCGAGCGAUCAGAAUUAUGAAAUUCCAUGUAGCAAAGCGAAAGUUCAAGGAGACCCUGCGGCCAUAUGAUGUGAAAGAUGUGAUUGAGCAAUAUUCUGCUGGCCAUUUGGAUAUGUUAUGCAGAAUAAAGAGCCUCCAAACACGGGUUGACCAAAUUCUUGGAAAAGGUCAAAUAACCACUGAUAAAAAAAGCCGGGAAAAAAAAAGUGUUUCUGAAAUUGAGACCGCGGAUGACCUCAGUAUGUUGGGUCGAGUGGUUAAAGUUGAGAAGCAGGUGCAAUCCAUCGAGUCAAAAUUGGACAGCCUACUUGAUAUCUACCAACAGGUCUUAAAAAAAGGAUCUGCCUCAGCACUGACUUUGGCAUCAUUUCAGAUGCCGCUAUUUGAAUGUGAACAAACUUCAGAUUAUCAAAGUCCAAUAGACAGCAAAGAUUUGUCCAGUUCUGCACAGCAUAGUGGAUUCAUAACAAGAUCAGCUAGUGCCAACAUCCCUCGGGGGUUACAGUUUGUACUUACACCAAAUGAAUUCAGUGCACCUGCUUACUAUGGAUUUAGUCCAGCAAUGCAAAGCCAAGCAACACAGGUGACAACAAAUGUAAGUGAUGGACCUGUAACUACGGUAACAAACAGUAUAUCAAACCAAAUAAACCAGGCCUCGAAGCCAACAGCACCAACAACAUUACAAAUACCAGCUGCACCCUCAUUGAAACAUAUUAGCAGACCAGAACCAAUUCACAUAAUUCCUAUGACCACAAAAGAAGAUAUUUGUGAUGUCACCUCCUGCCUUGUUGCCUCAAAGGAAAGUGUACAGUCUGCACAAUCAGGUUUAACUAAAAAUUUUGUAAGGAGGAAAAGCCUUGAUGCAAAUAAUGGAGUACUGACUUCGGUCCCCUUCACACAUAAAGAUUUUGGCAAAUCAAUUUCUGUGCAAAAUUUGAUUCAGUCCACAGAAGAACUAAAUGCACAGCUUUCAUGCAGUGACUCAAGCGUCUCAAGAGGCAGCCAGGAACUUUAUCCACAAUGGCGGGAGUCAAAGCUUUUUAUUGCAGAUGAGGAGUUGGAAACUGAAACUUAUGAAGCUGCCUCUGAGCCUACUGUUGAAACCACUUUAUUAUCGGACUCUUUGAGGACUGGAAUAGCAGUUUCAUCUCAAAGCAUUAGCAAAACUAGGGAAGGUGCAAAAAAACCUAAGCCCUCCUCAUGUUAAACAUAAGUAA